Molecule: messenger RNA, 3898 nt
Organism: Strigops habroptila (Kakapo)
Lineage: Eukaryota; Metazoa; Chordata; Aves; Psittaciformes; Psittacidae
Gene: CCM2
Product: CCM2 scaffold protein
Exons: 10
Coding region: 575-1936 (453 amino acids)
Biological process (GO): heart development; vasculogenesis
Source: RefSeq, a predicted model, not a curated record
GCGGAAGCGCGGCCGCCGCUGCUGGGCCCAGCGCCCAGGCCCGGCUCCUCGCUGCCGCCGCCGCAACGGAACGAGGCCGGGAACGGCGCCGCCCGCCCCUGCCGGGGGCUCGGCCGCCCGGAACAGCUCCGUAGGGCGCCGGGGGCUGGCGCGGCCAUGACGAGGGGCGGGGCCACGUGGCGGCGGGUUGGCCUGGGGGCGUGGUCAUGUGGAUGGGCGGGGCUAAGGUCGGUGGGCGGGGCUUAGCCACCUGGGCAGCGCAUGCGCGGUGCAUCGCUAUUCCCCCGCGGCGGGUCGGGGAGGACUGACGUCAGUCCUCCGUGCGGAGGGCGGGGCGCGGUGCACGCCGGGAAGCCGCCGCCCAAGAUGGCGGCAGGAUUGAAAAGUUGUUGGUGUCGCUGAGGCGGGUCCGGGCGGGCUGCGGCCGCGAGCGGGAGCCGGGCCUCGGGCGGCGCCUAUGGUCGCUGCCACGCCGUGAGCCCGGGCUCCUGGGCCCCGCCGCGCACCGAGCACCAGCGAGCACGGCCGCUGCGGGGAUGCCCCGUGGGGGGCCGGGGCCGCCGCCGCCGGAGACAUGGAGGAGGAGGGCAAGAAAGGCAAGAAGCCUGGAAUAGUGUCUCCUUUCAAACGAGUCUUCCUGAAGGGUGAAAAAGGGCGAGAUAAAAAAGCCCAGGAGAAGGUUACAGAGAGGCGGCCUCUGCACACGGUGGUGGUGUCCCUGCCUGACCGCGUCGAACCAGAUGUGCUGCUGAAUGACUAUAUCGAGAAAGAAGUGAAGUAUUUAGGUCAACUCACAUCCAUCCCAGGGUACCUGAAUCCCUCCAGCCGCACGGAGAUCCUGCAUCUGAUCGAUAAUGCAAAGAGAGCACACCAGCUCCCAGGGCAGCUGACCCAAGAACACGAUGCUGUCAUCAGCCUCUCUGCCUACAACAUCAAGCUGGUGUGGAGGGAUGGAGAAGAUCUCAUCCUCAGGGUCCCCAUCCAUGACAUCGCAUCCGUUUCCUACAUCCGAGAUGACUCCUCUCACUUGGUCGUGCUGAAAACAGCUCAGGACCCUGGGAUCUCCCCAAGCCAGAGUCUCUGUGCUGAGAGCUCCAAAGCGCUUACUUCGGGCUCGCUGUCUGAGAGUGGGGUGGUUCCUGUCGAAGCUUGUUGCUUGGUGGUCCUGGCUACAGAGAACAAAGUGACUGCCGAGGAGCUGUGCUCACUUCUCAGCCAAGUCUUCCAGAUUGUUUACACUGAGUCCACGAUAGACUUCUUAGACAGAGCAAUAUUUGAUGGGGCCUCCACACCGACACGGCACAUGUCCUUACACAGUGAUGACUCUUCUACAAAAGUGGAUGUUAAGGAAUCUUACGAAACAGAAGCAAGCACUUUUUCUUUUCCAGAAACCUUGGAUGCAGGCGACAACUCCCCCUCUUCCUUCUCCAUGCAACAGUCUCCACACAUUAAGACAGUCAGUGAGAGCGAGCUGAGCACCACAGCGACAGAGCUGCUCCAGGACUACAUGAUGACGCUCCGAACUAAACUCUCGUCCCAAGAGAUCCAGCAGUUUGCAAUGCUCCUGCACGAAUAUCGCAACGGGGCUUCAAUCCAUGAAUUCUGCAUCAACUUGAAGCAGCUCUAUGGGGACAGCAGGAAGUUCCUGCUCCUGGGUCUUCGCCCCUUCAUCCCUGAGAAGGACAGCCAACACUUUGAGAACUUCCUGGAGACCAUUGGGGUGAAGGACGGCCGGGGCAUCAUCACAGACAGUUUUGGGAGGUACAGGCGGACUCUGAGCACCACCUCCAACUCCACCACCAACGGCAACGGCGCUGCCGGCAGCUCGGACGACCAGUCCGUCCCUUCUGAGGAGGACGAGUGGGACCGGAUGAUCUCGCACAUCAGCAACGACAUCGAAGCCCUGGGGUGCAGCAUGGACCGCGAUUCCUCCUGAGGGCCACCGGGGGGAGCACGGAGACACCCCACAGCGGCGCCGGGAUCUUCACCCUCCUUCUGGAAGAGGUUUUGGAGCUCCAUCAGGAUGCAGUUACUCUCCCAUCCUCGUUCACAGCUCCAAGGGGCAGCUGGUGCCCUCUUACCAUGGAGGGCCCCGGGGCAGGAGCCCAGCCUGCGGCCAUCUCCGGUUUGGUUUCACUGGUGCAGCGGGGAGACAGGUCGCCUACAGCCCUCUGCCUGGUUUACAGUUUUGCACAUGGUAUCCCUAUUGUAACUGCUCUCCUCCUCCUCCUCUUCUUCCUCCCCCUGUUUUUGAAUGAAGUUUACCACAAUGUGAAUUAUUUAAACCUGGUGUUGAUGUUGUCGAAACAUUUCGGCUCCAGCCCCACAGGAGAAGCUGUCGAUGCCCCUGCUGCUGUUGCCCGGCCUGAAAACCCCACCAUGUCCCCCCAGCUCUGCUCAGGAAUACCAGGAGGCCCCAGGAGGGACAGGGGGGCACACAGCAGAUGUUUUCCCCACCAGCAGGCUCCUGUGUGCCCAUAGACCCCCGUGUCUGCUACAGCAUUGCCUUCCUGCCAAGCACAAAGCUUUGCCCCGUGAAACCGCCCGACUCAAGUCUGAGGAACCCCAUGGUCUUCCCUGGCACCCAUCCUGGGGUGCAUGCUGGCUUCUGGGGCUCCCUGGGGACCGUGCCAUCCCUGAGGGCCACCACCAGGAUGGGGGAGCUGACCCCAGACCCAACCCAGGAAGACUGGGGAGGAAGGGCUGUGGGGGGUGUACAUGUUGUACAUGUUUUAUAUACAGUUAUAAAUACACACUUAUUUUUUUAAUCGGAAUGCCCAUGCAGAGGGAGAGGAGCCGUCUGCAGGGGCACCAGAGAAGGGUGCAGGGGGGUCCCUAGUCGUCCUAGAGGAAGGACAGGGCUGGAAGAGGGAUGGGACAUCCUGGGCGAGGGCAGAUGCUGGCUCCGCAGUUUGAGGGAUCAGGCCUUCCCCCCCAGUGCCUUUAACCCCUGCACUGCCCUUACAGCCCCCCAGGGCCCUCCUCCAGCCCCCUUCCUGUCCAUCCCAGGCAGAGACCAGCCUUCAUCCUUCCAUCCUCUCCCUCCUCACCUUGCUCUGGCCAUUCCUUACCUGCCCUUCCCAGGAUCACAGGUGCCGGCCCUCGGUACGAUCUGGCACGGAGUCACCAUCCCACCCCACAGUAGGCUGGGGUCAAGGUGACCCCAAUUCUGCUCCAGGGGCAGUCCUCACAGCCCAAAUCCUUCUUUCUCCUUAACUCGUGGGGUACAAAGCCACAUCUCCCCAGUGCCAGGCUGGGAUACAGCUGGCCCUUUCUCUUCCAGUUUAAAGGCUGAAAAGAGCAGGAGCAAAGGGUCCUAAGCACACAUCUUCCAGCAGCAGGAGGACAGGAUUUAGCCAGGACAUACCCAUCCCGGAGAGCAUCUUCCCUGGAAACAAGCUGUGAUGAAGAACCUCAAGGUUUCCUCCUGCCCUGUGUUUUUGCCAUCCACCAAGGGAAAGGGAGAUGAAGGUCCCAGCUCCAUCCAUAGGGUCCCUUAGUGUCAGGGACUGAGAUCUUCCUCCUGCUCCUCAAGCCCAGGAGGCAGCAGCGUGGGGCUGGAGUUGUUUUAGUGCCUUUUUAUGAUUUACAGAUUAAAAACCAAAUUGCACAUGUGGAUGUUCAAGUCAACAAAGAACUUCAGGAGAUUUGGAAGACAAAACACACCCUAUUUUUGACAUGAUUGUGUAUGGAGAGGUUGAAAACAAGCUGUAACCACUCGCAGUGGGUUAUUUCAAUACUCCAAUGGGACUUAAACCUGGGAAUAACCUGGGAUGUGGCGUUCUGGGAGCCAAGGGGGUUUUCCUGCCUCCAUUUCCCCAUUGGUGGCACCGGGAGGCCGCGUGUGUCUGCUUUCUGUACGGAGUGUUGUUACAGGUGAAUACAGUUCUGCACCCGA